Lotus japonicus is the source of this 2258-nucleotide messenger RNA. RefSeq names its product protein MAIN-LIKE 2-like. The coding region runs from base 142 to 2235 and encodes 697 amino acids. NCBI's taxonomy places the organism in Eukaryota, Viridiplantae, Streptophyta, Magnoliopsida, Fabales, Fabaceae. The transcript has 4 exons. The record is from RefSeq and is a predicted model, not a curated record. Gene Ontology annotation, biological process: meristem maintenance; meristem development.
CGUAUUUUGCCAAGCUCUUCUCCCCUCUUCAACCUUCGAUCUCUGUCGCUCCCCUUGCUUGAACCGUGUACUUGAAAGGUUCCAUCAUCUCCAUCAAAGCUCUUCACAACCCCAUUCUCAGAAUUGAAACCUAGAGUGAGAAUGAAGAACAGAAAGAGGUCUCAUGCUUCUAGUGAGGAUGUCGGGGCUACUGAGGAUAGACACCGGCGGUUACAUGCUUCUAGCCGGCGCGGCGAUCAUGCUGCAACCUCUCAGGCGGUGGAGGCUUCAGCUCCAGUUGUUUCUCCGCCGUCUCCCAUGAUUGAGGUUCCUCUGGUUGAUUAUCCGCCGUCUCCCACGGUUAAGAUACCUACAGUUGUUUCUCCGCCCUCUCCCAUGGUUGAGUCAUCAGGCGAGGAGUCCUCAGGCGAGGAGUCCUCAGGCGAGGAGUCUUCCGGCGAGGAGUCAUCAGGCGAGGCCUCAUCCGGCAUGGGAGGAUCUGACGAGGAUAGUAUUCCUCCGCCUACUGUUGAUGCUGAUGUCCUGCCGCCAGAGCAGGGGGAGCAGGGGGCACAGGGUGGCGAGGAGGACCUGAUCCAGAGGUUGCCGCCGUUUCCGGGGGGGCCUGUUGAGCUAUCGCUCCUCACCCAUUAUGCUGAUCACAAGGCUCCCUGGGCGUGGCAUGCACUCCUACGCACAGACGAGCGGUAUGUGGACCGUCGACAGUUGAAGGUGGCCACAGCUGGGGGGAAGGUUUGGAACCUUGCUUGUGAUGGUGAUUCAGACAGUCACAGGCGGGUUCGAGAGUUGAUUGAGCAGACGGGUCUUCAUCAGCUACCAUAUUGCAGCUACCCGGUGACAGAUGCAGGCCUUAUUUUGGCCCUUGUGGAGCGAUGGCAUGAGGAGACUAGUAGCUUCCACAUGCCGUUCGGGGAGAUGACUAUCACCUUGGACGACGUGUCGGCUCUUCUCCAUCUCCCCAUGGGGUCGAGGUUCUAUACGCCUGGGAGGGGGGAGAGGGACGAGUGUGCAGCGCUCUGUGCUCAGUUGAUGGGAGGAUCUGUUGGUAUUUAUGAGGCUGAGUUUGAUACGAAUAGGUCCCAGACUAUUCGCUUUGGGGUCUUGCAGACCCGGUAUGAGGCUGCGUUGGCGGAGCACCGAUAUGAGGACGCUGCACGGAUUUGGCUGGUGAACCAGCUAGGCGCCACGCUCUUUGCUAGCAAGAGCGGAGGCUACCAUACGACCGUCUACUGGAUAGGGAUGUUGGAGGAUCUUGGUCGAGUGUGCGAGUACGCGUGGGGCGCGAUUGCGCUCGCUACGCUAUACGACCAGCUUAGUCGAGCGUCCAGGAGGGGGACGGCCCAAAUGGGAGGUUUUACCUCGCUCCUGCUAGGAUGGGUCUACGAGUACCUUUCUGACCGCGUCAUUAUCCGUAGGGCGGAUCUGGAGUACUCGCAGGACCAGCCUAGGGCGCGGCGGUGGGCUAUGUCCCGGGUCGGGCAUGCAGGCCUUGAUGAGAGGCGAGUCAUGCUCGAUGAGCUGACGGUGGAUGACGUUAUAUGGACCCCAUUUGAGGACCAUCGGGCUCAUCGACCACGGGAUCCGAGGGCCAUGUAUUCUGGCUACAUCCGGUCGCCAUUUGGCCGUGUUGUUCGACGGCAUCUACCAGAGAGGGUUCUGCGCCAGUUUGGCUUCAUACAGGAUGUCCCUCGACACCCCUCUGAGAUCCAGACGUCUGGGUCCCUUGCUGAGACCGCAGAUGCUGCCUUUGCUGAGUUUGCGCCGCACCUCCGCCCUCAGGGGAUCUCCGCUACAUAUCCGGGAGAGGCUGUGGAGGAUUACAUGAGGUGGUACAGCGCUGUGUCCCAUCGGUUCAUCAUCCCUGAUGAUAGGAGGGAGGAGUUCAGUGCAGUGACUGUUAUGCGUCGGGCCGUGGACUUGUUGGAGCAGUCACUCGAGGUGCCAGAUGCUCCUGCAGAGGGCACGCAUUCCCGAUCCCUCACUGAGAGGGCGCUGGAUCUUAUUAGAUCCAAUGCCUUCAUUGGUACCCAGGGGGUAGCCUUUGCUGCUGUCCGAGGAGCUAGAGCUGCAGGAGGCAGAGGUCGUGGAGACAGAGCGCGUGGAGGCAGAGGCCGUGGAGGCAGAGCCCGUGGAGAGGGUGCUCCUGCAGAGGGUGCGCGUGGAGGCAGAGGCCGUGGAGGCAGAGCCCGUGGACCUAGAGGUCGUAGAGGGGCCGGUAGGGGUCGGGGCGAGUGAUUGACUAUAUAUUUGUAUAUUUU